AACAAAACAAAAGCCAAAUGAAAUCUGAUUUCAAGUCCGUUUCUGAAAAUUGCAAGGAAGACGGAGAUUGAGAGGCUGGCUCUUGAGUGGCUCGAAGCUCCUUUGCGGUGGUGCCUAGGAUAAGAAAUACGAAAGGCUGAGGGACGCAUAGCUCGCCCGUCUGUUUCUCUACUCGCCCUGGAUGGGCCAGUCAACUUCGACGGCUGCAAUCUCCAGCCGCCGCGAAAGCAUUCAAAGCCAUCGGUCCAAGGCCAAAUCAUCGGCCCUGAUCUCCCCGAUGCACACAGACGAUGUUGAAGACUUCGAGUGGAUCGUCGAUGGAGGCACCGACUACAUCUCCGAACUGCCAGACGAGUGCCUGGCUUGCAUUUUCCAGUCUCUCGGCUCCGGCGACCGCAAACGCUGCUCUCUCGUCUGUCGCCGGUGGCUCCAGAUCGAGGGACAGAGCCGUCACCGUCUCUCCCUCAACGCCCAGGCAGAUCUCCUCUCUAAGAUCCCUUCCCUCUUCUCCCGAUUCGAUUCCGUCACCAAACUCGCCCUGAAAUGCGACCGCAGAUCCGCGAGCAUCGGCGACGAGGCGCUCAUCCUCAUCUCGCUCAAAUGCCGCAACCUCAUGCGCCUAAAGCUCCGAGCCUGUCGCGAGUUGACUGAUGCCGGUAUGGAGGAAUUCGCGAAGAACUGCAAGGGUUUGAAGAAGCUCUCGUGUGGAUCUUGCACCUUCGGAGCCAAGGGAAUGAACGCUGUGCUCGAUAACUGCUCGGCUCUCGAAGAGCUAUCCGUGAAGCGCUUGCGUGGCAUCACCGAUGGUGCCGCGGCUGAGCCGAUUGGCCCUGGCGUAGCUGCUUCAUCGCUCAAAACGAUUUGCCUGAAGGAGCUCUACAAUGGACACUGUUUUGGUCCUGUGAUUAUAGGCGCCAAGAAUUUAAGAACAUUGAAGCUCUUCAGGUGCUCCGGCGAUUGGGAUAAGCUUCUCCGAGUUAUGACGGAUCGUGCCUCUAGCUUAGUCGAAAUUCAUCUCGAGAGGAUUCAGGUCAGCGAUCUCGGUCUCGUGGCGAUCUCCAGUUGUUUGGAUCUGGAAAUUCUGCACCUCGUUAAGACCCCGGAGUGCACGAACGUCGGGCUCGUAUCGCUCGCGGAGCGUUGUAGGCUCUUGCGGAAGCUUCACAUUGACGGAUGGAAGGCGAAUCGGAUAGGCGACGAGGGCCUAAUUGCCGUCUCGAAAGGUUGUCCCAACCUUCAGGAGCUGGUUCUCAUAGGUGUGAAUCCCACAAAACCGAGUUUGGAAUCUUUAGCAUCGAAUUGCAAGAACCUAGAGCGCUUAGCUUUAUGCGGAAGCGAUACUGUUGGUGACGCCGAGAUUUCGUGCAUUGCUGCGAAAUGCGUAGCGUUGAAGAAGCUUUGUAUAAAGAGUUGCCCGGUUUCAGAUCAAGGCUUGGAAGCCCUUGCGGGCGGGUGCCCGAAUUUGGUGAAAGUGAAGCUCAAGAAGUGUAGAGGAGUAACGGCCGAGGGCGCUGACUGGUUGAAGGCAAGUAGGGAAUCCCUUGCCGUGAAUUUAGAUACUGGUGAGCCUGAGCAUCAGGAUGCGAGUGCGAGUGACGGAGCACAAGAAAAUGCCGUCGAAUUUCCGCCUCCAGUGCCCAGUCAAAUGGCAGCGGCGGCCAGUAUUGCGUCGAGCAGUUCCGGUCGAUCGAGUUCGUUGAAGUCUAGGUUAGGGCUUUUAACUGGGAGGGGCUUAGUGGCUUGCACUUUGAGAAGGUGGACAAGUGGUAGCGGCAGUGCCCGGGGUAGUUAGAUAAGGAAUCUGAGCAAAAAGUUUCAGAAUUGAAUAGCAUGCUUGCUCUUGGCUCUGUUUACAUUGUUUUGCGUUGUAUUACUUGAUUCCGUCUUUUCUUUU
This is a messenger RNA of Corylus avellana, 1894 nucleotides long. Its product is annotated as F-box protein At1g47056. The record is from RefSeq and is a predicted model, not a curated record. NCBI's taxonomy places the organism in Eukaryota, Viridiplantae, Streptophyta, Magnoliopsida, Fagales, Betulaceae. Gene Ontology annotation, biological process: SCF-dependent proteasomal ubiquitin-dependent protein catabolic process. Gene Ontology annotation, molecular function: protein binding. Gene Ontology annotation, cellular component: SCF ubiquitin ligase complex.